Molecule: messenger RNA, 1188 nt
Organism: Mucor velutinosus
Lineage: Eukaryota; Fungi; Mucoromycota; Mucoromycetes; Mucorales; Mucoraceae
Exons: 6
Coding region: 1-1188 (395 amino acids)
Biological process (GO): autophagy of mitochondrion; nucleophagy; protein localization to phagophore assembly site
Cellular component (GO): cytosol; extrinsic component of membrane; fungal-type vacuole membrane
Molecular function (GO): phosphatidylinositol-3,5-bisphosphate binding; protein binding; phosphatidylinositol-3-phosphate binding
Source: RefSeq, a predicted model, not a curated record
AUGACUAUAAGCGAUCAAGAACAGUUAUUGAGGGAGGAACACGAAGCAAAACAAAUCACCAGCGUCAACUUUAAUCAAGAUUUCAGCUGCAUAUCUGUUGGUACAAAAUCUGGCUACCGUAUCUAUAACUGUGAUCCCUUCAACAAAUGUUAUUCGAAAGUGGACAGCGAUAUAGGCCAUGUUGAAAUGCUGUUCUGCACAUCUCUCGUUGCUCUGGUCGGAUCCAGCCAUGAAUCUCCCUCAAGAUAUCUGCGCAUCAAUAACACGAAACGGGAGAGCACUAUUUGUGAGCUGUCUUUCCAUAGCCCUAUCUUAUCUGUCAAAAUGAAUAGAAAGCGACUCAUUGUUAUAUUGGAGAGCCAAAUAUUCGUAUACGACAUCAGCAAUAUGAAACUGUUACAUACAAUUGAUACGAUCCCAAAUCCCGAAGCCAUCUGCGCAUUAUCACCUUCCAGCGAAAAUUGCUAUUUGGCUUGUCAGCCACUACGAGCCUCUGAUUAUUACACAACAUCCUCGUCGUCAUCGUCAUCCAACUCAUUUUCAACUUACAACGGUAUUGGGGACAUUGAGAUCUACGAUGCCAAUGCAAUGAAGCUGGCCAAUAUCGUACAGGCGCAUAAAUCUACCAUCAGCUGCAUUUCUAUGAAUUCUGAAGGCACCUUAUUAGCGACUGCAAGCGAGAAGGGUACAGUCAUUCGUGUCUUUGCAAUUCCCAGUGCAGACAAGGUGUAUCAGUUCCGAAGAGGUUCUUACUCGGCCAAGAUCUACUCCAUGUCUUUUAACCUAGUCAGUACAUUGCUGUGUGUGUCAAGCGAUACUGAGACGGUCCAUAUCUUUAAAUUGUCAUCGAAUAGCAAUGCGUCCGACAAUAGUUCAUUUGACAAGAAUGAGCCAUCAUCCAUUUCUAUGCAGAGACGAUCUUCUUUGCAGCAUAUAGGACGUAGUAUGGGAUCGUUUUUACCAGACAGAUUGACUGACAUGUGGGAGCCAUCUCGUCAUUUUGCUUCACUGAAAUUACCUAAUGUUGGCGUUCGUAGCUUGGUUGCUUUGAGCAGCACAACGCCACAAGUGCUGGUGAUCACUGCUGAAGGAUACUUUUACCAGUACAAUAUUGAUCUGGAGAAUGGCGGAGAGUGCGUAUUGCUCAAAAGAAAUAGUUUGCAUGAGCCGGGAGAUAUGGAAGAUUAA